AUGGCGUUUUUGCUUAGCUGCCUGGAGGGAAGUAUAGACCUAUUAAAACAUUACAAUCCUGAUAUAGUAAAUACAAUUCACGCUUUAAAAUCUUCAAUAGGCAAGGGGCUUGGCGUUUCGGGAUUUGCGCAGGCCAUUGGGAAGGUUAAGAGCGGACUGCAGGGGUAUGAGGAGGGGAUGACGGCAAGAACUGAGGGAGUUAAAUCUGAAUUAAGUUCACUUAGCAGCACUAUUAACAGACAAAAAACUGAAUUUAAUAAUAUGCAUAAUAGUAAAUUAGUUCAGCAGUUGUCCGUUGUGUCCACUAAGGCCUCUGAGUACUGGAAUAAGGUCAUCGGUGUUGAGCUGGCGAAUUCAGACUUAGAUGAGAGCCUCGGACAUAAGUUAUUGCCAGCGAUUAAUUUGGUGAAACAGGCGGUAAAAACCCUGAAAGAUGUUUCCGAAGAUAAAGCCGUUACGUCACAAGCUGGGAUUGUCGACACUACGUUGGAAGCGAAGAAAAGAGAGAUAGUUGCACUUGUUGGAAGUCAUUCAGAUAAUGUGCAGAAAGCAUUGAAAGCUGAGUUCAUAAAGGUAGGUGACAAUAUAAGCCGCUUGUGUCACGUGAGAGAUGAGAAUUUCGCGUUAAUGAAAGCGGCUAUUGAGUUCACCCAACAAGAAGUAAGGGUCUCCAUAGAGAGCUUCACCGAUGAAUACAGAAAAGAGAUCACGAAGUCCUUCGACAAUUUAAGAAUUCAAAUGAUGUCCAUUGAUCCAUUGAAGGAUUCGGGUUCAACGCUUAAAUGUCUUCUUGAACAGGAUGUUCUGACUAUUAAAUCCAAAGUGCUCGAGAUAGGUAAUCAGCUCAGUAGACACGUAUCGAAUUUAGAAGCUAGAAUUGGCAAAGCUGAUAGUUUCGUUGAUACUGCGUUGGAGAGGGUGAACGAGAUUCUUAGGGAGGUUGAAGAGGAUACUGGACCAAAUGCUAAACCGAUUAAAGAUGCAUCCAAGGACAUCACAGACCAUGCUGAAACGUUACAUGGGAGGUUUGAAGCAAUGAAAGGCAAAUAUGAGACUAUUUAUAAAAUCAUCCAUGGUGACAAUACUGGUACAGAAAGCGUGUUGAUGAAACUCAAGACGCUCAAAAAGCAGAUUAGUGUGCCUCAUUCGAUGGACGCAUUCACUGGAGGUGGUGACUGGGGUGUGAACCACGAAAUCAAAGAGCUAACAAGCAGAAUAAGUAACAAUGUUAAGGGGUAUGUUAGCACAUUGGUUGAAGCCCUUGAGGUGGGCGUGAAUGAGGCAGCGACGAGUGAUCCUCUUGGUGAUGGACUUGGUAUAAAAGGCAUUGAAGCUCUGAGUAGACACGUUGCCGAACAUUUGGAUGAGCUGGGAAUGUUUGGCAGACGGCUAAAUGAGGCUCUCCCAGCGGUGGUUGCCAAAGGCCCAAGUAGUGAACUUGCUACCGAUCUGGAAACAUUCCUCUAUGUGUUCAAAGACGCGAAAGCGAAUUGGAGUACAACGAAACCGCCACUCUCUGAUAUGUUUAGAGAUCUCCAAGAAGAGUUUAGCACUAAGGCGAUUGCCGGCGUCAAUGACAAUCAAGUAAAAGAUCUUAUAGUGGCUGCGGUCAACAAAGGUAUCGAAAGGCUUCAAUCGGCGUUGGAAAUUCCAGUCAUCAAAGAGAUGGAGAAGGUUCAUAAGAUUUCGGACAUGCAUAAAUAUUUCGCAAAUUCAGCUGUGCAAAACUUGAAAGAAAAGGCUACUGUAGUUUCCUCCUCCCUCAAUGCUAUGUGCGCAGCUGUUAAGAAAAUGGCAGGACAGGAGGCUAAGGGUUUGCAAAACGUUUUAAACACGCUGAAAAACGAGGCGAUUAGUAAGCAGAGAAAACAUUCCGAAAGCCUUGGCGAACUGCAACAACAACUUAGCAGAUUUCAGAAGGAACAAUUGUCCGAUCAAGAAAGCGGUCAAAUUCAGAAUGCUAUUGCUAACGUCGUAAAAACAAUUAAUGAAGAUCUUGAAAAGUUACCAGGCGCUGUGGACAAUGCGCAAAAAGAGGCAGAGAAGUUAAUGACUCAAUUGCAAGACGAUAUAAAUGUCAUUCGAAAUGAGAUAAAUACGAUAAAUGAUAAGGUGAACGCUGCGGAAAAGGUUCUAACUUCAUCGAUCGAUGCUCUGAGCAGGGCUUAUAUACAUGCCGAAAACACAUCGAUGAGAGCCGUGCUAUCACUUCGAAAGACCCUCAUCCAAAUGGUUAACUCCGCCUUCUCCGCCCUCACCCACCAAGUCCAAUCCCUCUUCGCGAAGCAGAAGCAGGCCGACCUGUCCGCGCUGGAGGGCGUUGUCACGGCGCAGUUGCAGGAGAUUGAGAGGGUUAUUCAGGCGGAUAGGGGGAGCGGGGUGAAGGGGUAUUUGGGGAAGAUGAAGGAGAGUAUCACAGACAUCUUAGACAAUCCCGCUCCUGCUCCUUUAGUACAUAGCGAUACAUCUAUUCUGUCUGUUAAAUUGAAGUCUAACUUCGAACCUCUUCUUGAGUACGUAAUAGAGCAAAUAUCUUCCGCCUCCCCCUCUGCAGUUUCAAAAGUUUAUACGGUUGAAGGCCUGAAAAGUAAGCUCACCACUCUCUUGGAGAAACUUGCCGAGUCCAAGCAUUUCGACGAUAGAUUCUCCAGCAAUUUGCACUCCCUUAAUGAUGCUCUGGAUACAUUCAAACCGCCGAAAUACGAUAAUGGAAAGAACCCAUUGCUGCUAGACAUCCUGAGAGAUAGUAUGAGGGCUCUGUCCGAGCAGCUUGGUUAUGCCUACAUCAACACGUACGACGGGCAUCCGAAAAUGGACCUUACGAAACUGGUGUUAACUAAAACAGCCCCUCCGCCUAAAGUGAAUGAAUCAAGUAAAGCGGGCGAACAAGUGUUAACUCCGGCUGGUGAAAAGCUGUCUAAGGUGUGCCUUACUGCACUUGAUAUCUUGUUUCAUGAUCUGGAAGAAUUAAGACAAGCGUUGCGAGCUGACGAUGAUUGGAAAACAAAGAAAGUAUGUCUGAUCGAAUUGUCGAACGGUAAGAAACAUAUGAGCGCACUUGGACUCUGGCUCAGUAACAAUGGCUUCGUGGUGUCGGAUAAUUCCAACAAGCAAAACGGCGAGUUGGACAAGAGAUGUGAUGGUAAGAAACUCAUGCAAGUAUUGACCGGAAGUAAGACACACGUAUUCGCUGGAGAGAACAAUACAACUGGUGCACUUGAAACGCUGCAUUACUAUCUCAUUACAUAUUACAAAGCGAACCACUUCCGCCAUAUUCCGUCGCCCAAAGCCCCGUGCAGCAUUUACCAGAUGUUAGAGUGGCUGUGCGGAUUAUACUACAAUCCGAUGUUCGGGAAGCUUGUAGACGGCUUUGAGGCACUGUUUGAUCGGAAGACGCACAAGUUAGAUGUCGCAUUGCCAGAGGAAAUGAAUGACGUCGUUCAAUCGCCUCUCAAAGCGAAUCACCUAACCACUACGCUCCGUUCUGUCUGCUUCCAAUCCGAAACGGUAUUAGUCGGCAUCCUUGGGCACGGUCACGCUGACGGUGUAUACUCCACUGACUUUCAUAUAAACACGGAUGACUUGCUGUAUCCGACGGACUUUAACACUUUAGUCUGCCUCUUAUUCGACAUCUUGAAAUGCCUACAGCAACAACUGUACUUCCUAUAUGAACAGUGUUGUCAUCCAACAGACGUCAGCGGUUGGUCGGAGUGCUGGUAUGGCCAGGGUAUUGCCGGCUCAGGCUGGCAGUGCAAUGACCUUCAGUGUCAUAACCAAAAAUGCAACCAAACAGCUGACCAAAAGCGUGACCAAAUACAUAACCAAAGCGGUGAUCAACAUCCUGAAUGCGGCUUAAAAUCGCCUCUUCAGUCUUUCCUCGAAGACGGUUUGCAAGGCUUCUUACCGCAUAAUGUGUCAGCCAGGGGGCCUAAAAUGUCAUGCUCAAGUUGUUCUAGAGCACCACCUGGUACUCCAUGUAAGACACCGAUGGGAUUCCCAGCAAUAGGCAUCGCAGCAUCCCAUCGGAAAACUGGUCAUCAUUUGAGCGAUGUGCUUGUUGACUUUUGUGGCGGCGCAGGGUCUCCUCUCACGAAGCUGUGCAGCCUAUUUAACUGUAUUCUCCCCAGCGCUCCCAAAACGCUUGGUGACAUGUUCUCAUUUUACUACUAUCUCCUACACGACUGGGACGACGCCAAUGGAAAUGGUAACAAGCAUAAGAAAAUCGCAUUUGAUGAACAAGUUAGCAAAGCCUACUUCAACGACGAAUACAAUCUCGGCGACAUAUCUCUGCUGUUUAAAUACACGAAGCACGCAGCUUUUGUUCAUGUACCAACCAACGAAGUGGAGAGUUUAUAUCAUUACAGCGGCAACCUCUGUAGUAUAUACAACCCUGCCGAUGAGUGUUACGUCACCGGCAGAACAUGUGGCGCCUAUAUGACACCGUUGUCUUUGGAGGUAUAUUCCACAUUGACCUCUAAAAAUGCGGGUGGCUACCUGUCGUGGAUUCUCUACCUUACCGAAACGUUCUACAACUUACUAUGCCAGCUCUACAAAAGAUGCGAAGAUAGUUGCGCCGGUAGGAGUAGGAAAUGCCGUGUCGCCGGUUGUGUCCAAGGCGGUUGCAAAGUUGCCGCGGUUGAUACUCUGGACACUAAAAAGCAUGGUGAGUCGUGCAACUCAAUCGUUCAAUGCCAAAAUACAUUACCGACAUUAUUCACGUACGGCUUCACAUAUGGCGACAGGAUAUCACUAAACGGAAAUGUUGAUGACAAAUGCGUUCCUAAGAGGAGAUGCAAGGAUUUCAUCGAACAACUCGGCAGAGUAUGCUCCGACAAAUCGGUACUUGCUAAGCUAAUACAUGAGACCAUUCCCAAUUUCAUGUGGGCCAUCAGAAGCAAAUUCUUCUGGACCACCGUCGCCCUCUGGCUCCUCUCUUUAUUGUACCUCAUCCACAUCAUGGUCAUCCGCCUAGACCUGCUCCACAUCAAAUCGCAUCUACAUAGUCCAUCAUCACAUCGCAUAGCUGCGCAAUCGCUGUUAGCUGCUGCACGCGUUAACAAGCUUAACAGGGUGUUUUAUCUGCAACCAUAA
Babesia bigemina is the source of this 5091-nucleotide messenger RNA. RefSeq lists its product as hypothetical. The coding region runs from base 1 to 5091 and encodes 1696 amino acids. The transcript has a single exon. Lineage: Eukaryota; Apicomplexa; Aconoidasida; Piroplasmida; Babesiidae. The record is from RefSeq and is a predicted model, not a curated record.